UCAAACAAAUAUUUAUACAACGUGUUAUUUAGAAGUAAGAUUUUUCUGUAUACUGAAAAAAGAAUGAAAAUCGAAGAAGUAAAAAGUACUGCAAAGACUCAAAGAAUAUCAGCUCAUACACAUAUAAAAGGCCUAGGUCUUGAUGAAAAUGGUGCAGCAAUACAAGCUGCAGCCGGUCUUGUUGGUCAAGAAAUGGCUCGUGAGGCAGCUGGGAUAGUUGUUGAUAUGAUAAAAUCAAAGAAAAUGGCUGGUAGAGCUGUGUUAUUAGCUGGUCCACCUGGUACCGGAAAAACUGCAAUUGCAUUAGCUAUUGCUCAAGAAUUAGGCAAUAAAGUACCAUUUUGUCCUAUGGUAGGCUCAGAAGUUUAUAGUUCUGAAAUAAAAAAGACAGAAGUUUUGAUGGAAAAUUUUAGAAGAGCUAUUGGACUUAGAAUCAAAGAGACUAAAGAAGUAUUUGAAGGAGAAGUUACAGAAUUAACUCCAAUUGAAACAGAAAAUCCAAUGGGUGGAUAUGGAAAAACAGUGUCUCAUGUAGUAAUUGGAUUAAAAACUGCUAAAGGUACUAAGCAGUUAAAGUUAGAUCCUUCCAUAUAUGAAUCAUUGCAAAAGGAAAAGGUAGAAACAGGAGAUGUAAUUUACAUUGAAGCAAAUAAUGGUGCUGUAAAAAGACAGGGUAGAAGUGAUAAUUUUGCAACCGAAUUUGACUUAGAAGCAGAAGAAUAUGUUCCUUUACCUAAAGGUGAUGUACACAAGAAGAAAGAAGUCAUUCAAGAUGUAACAUUACAUGAUUUAGAUGUUGCUAAUGCUAAACCACAAGGUGGUCAAGAUAUUAUGUCUAUGAUGGGUCAAUUAAUGAAACCUAAAAAGACAGAAAUUACAGAUAAAUUGCGUAAAGAAAUAAACAAAGUAGUAAAUAAAUAUAUUGAUCAAGGGAUUGCAGAAUUAGUACCAGGAGUUUUAUUUAUAGAUGAAGUACACAUGUUAGAUAUAGAAACAUUUACGUAUCUUCAUCGUGCGUUGGAAAGCGCAAUUGCACCAAUAGUUAUCUUUGCAACAAAUCGAGGUCGCUGCAUAAUCAGAGGAACAGAAGAUAUUAUAUCACCUCAUGGAAUACCUCUUGAUCUUUUAGAUAGAUUAUUAAUUAUACGAACGCUUCCUUAUUCUAGAUCGGAAAUAGAACAAAUCGUCAAAUUAAGAGCUACAACAGAAGGAUUGCAAAUCGAAGAUGAAGCUUUAUCAGCUCUUGGUGAAGUAGGUACAAAAACGACGCUUAGAUAUGUAGUACAACUUUUGACUCCCGCGGCAUUAACAGCCAAAGUUAACGAAAGAACAAUAAUAAAGAAAGAAGAUAUUGAAGAAGUAGCAUCAUUGUUCUUAGAUGCAAAGUCUUCUGCUAAAAUUCUUACACAAAAUAAAGAUAAAUUUAUGAAAUGAAUGGGUUCUAUUCGAUUUGAUUAUUACUCGGUUACAAUUGAUAAUUAAGUUUAUAUAGCUUAAGUAUAAGAAAUUCAGUUGUACUAUAAAAUUAAAAUCUUAAAAAUAAACUAACUUUGUAUGAAA
Apis laboriosa (Himalayan honeybee) is the source of this 1560-nucleotide messenger RNA. It is a transcript of the gene pont, whose product is annotated as ruvB-like 1. Gene Ontology annotation, cellular component: R2TP complex; Swr1 complex; NuA4 histone acetyltransferase complex. NCBI's taxonomy places the organism in Eukaryota, Metazoa, Arthropoda, Insecta, Hymenoptera, Apidae. The transcript is spliced from 3 exons. The record is from RefSeq and is a predicted model, not a curated record. Gene Ontology annotation, molecular function: DNA helicase activity; ATP binding; ATP hydrolysis activity. The coding region runs from base 64 to 1434 and encodes 456 amino acids. Gene Ontology annotation, biological process: box C/D snoRNP assembly; chromatin remodeling; regulation of transcription by RNA polymerase II.